AUGAGAUUUGGAGGAGGCAGGGGCGCGCCCGCCCCUAGCGCGCUGCUCCCCUGGACCUCGUUGCAGGCGGCGCCUUGUCCUCUGCUCUCCCGCCCCUCUCGGACCCGGGUCUGGGGCUCCCAGAGCUCCGCGGACCCUUCCCACUCCUCUCACGACGGCAGGGCCGGGGAUCCCCGAGGCUUUAGGCGGGGGCAAAAAGCCUUCGCUGGGGUGUCCGGCGGCAGGGGAGGGGGCACGGCGCAGAGCCGGCAAAGGAAGGUGGCCCCCCUCCGCGUCGCAGCUCGGGCGGGGCGACCCAAAAGGACGCCGGCCCCGCCGGCCCCCCACGCCGACCUCCUCCGGACGCCCCGAACUCCCCCGAAGGACGCGCGGGCGCCCGGCCCCUCGGCCUCCAAGUUCCCGCCCUGCCCACCUCCCGGGCUCCGAGGCCCCGGCCCGUCUGGUCAGGGCCGGGAGGAGAAACUUUGCGGGGAGGUCGACCCGCGGCGCGGAUGCGGACUCACCGAGCGCGGCUGCAGCGGGCGGGAGGUCCCGGUUCCCCAGGCGUCGAGCUGCGGGGUGCGCGGCGCUGGCCACGGCUCGCAGCGGCGUCCGGUCCCCGGGCGCGGAGUCCCCGCUCCGCCCCGGCCCCAACUCCGCGCGAAGUGCCUGUGCCGCAAGACUUGCUGA
Molecule: messenger RNA, 669 nt
Organism: Chinchilla lanigera (long-tailed chinchilla)
Lineage: Eukaryota; Metazoa; Chordata; Mammalia; Rodentia; Chinchillidae
Exons: 1
Coding region: 1-669 (222 amino acids)
Source: RefSeq, a predicted model, not a curated record